Molecule: messenger RNA, 1281 nt
Organism: Strongyloides ratti
Lineage: Eukaryota; Metazoa; Nematoda; Chromadorea; Rhabditida; Strongyloididae
Product: Histone-binding protein RBBP7
Exons: 2
Coding region: 1-1281 (426 amino acids)
Biological process (GO): regulation of gene expression
Cellular component (GO): nucleus; ESC/E(Z) complex; NuRD complex
Molecular function (GO): histone binding
Source: RefSeq, a predicted model, not a curated record
AUGGCUCAUCGUGGAAGUGAAACAGAGAAUAUUGAAGAGCAAGUUGUUAAUGAAGAAUAUAAAAUAUGGAAAAAAAAUACACCUUUUUUAUAUGAUAUGAUUAUGACUCAUGCUUUAGAAUGGCCGAGUUUAACUGUUCAAUGGCUUCCUGAUGUGAAGAAAGUUGAAGGAAGUGAUUAUUCAAUUCAUCGUCUUAUACUCGGUACCCAUACAUCAGAUGAACAAAAUCAUCUUGUUAUUGCUAAAUUACAUAUUCCAAACUCUGAUACACAAUUUGAUGCUAGUAAAUAUGAUGCAGAUCGAUCAGAAUUUGGAGGAUUUGGCAAUCCUCAAGGUAGAAUUGAUAUUGAAAUAAGAAUAAAUCAUGAUGGAGAAGUAAAUAGAGCUCGUUUCAUGCCACAAAAUCCCAAUCUAAUUGCUACAAAAUCACCUUCAGCUGAUGUAUUUAUAUUUGAUUAUACUAAACAUCCUUCAGCACCAAUUUCUGAUGGAGUAUGUCGUCCACAACUUCGUUUAAAAGGGCAUACAAAAGAAGGUUAUGGUUUAUCAUGGAAUGGGCAUAUGCCAGGUCACUUAUUGUCAGCUUCCGAUGACAUGACUGUUUGCUUAUGGGAUAUUCGUGGUGCAACAAAUAAUGCUACUUCUUUAAAUGCUAAGUGUAUUUUUAGAGGACAUACUGCAGUUGUUGAAGAUGUUGCUUGGCAUAGUCUUCAUGAUUCUGUAUUUGGAUCUGUAGGUGACGAUAAGAAAUUAAUGAUUUGGGACACACGAUCUAAUCAAUUUGACAGAGCAUCACAGUCUUUAGAAGCUCAUGAUGCGGAGGUAAAUUGUCUCAGCUUUAAUCCAUAUUCUGAAUAUAUUCUUGCAACUGGAUCUGCUGAUAAAACAGUUGGUUUGUGGGAUUUGAGAAAUCUUAAAUUAAAACUUCAUACAUUCCAAGCUCACAAAGAUGAAAUUUUCCAAGUACAAUGGUCACCACACAACGAAACUAUCUUAGCUUCAUCAGGAACUGAUCGUCGAUUAAUUGUUUGGGAUUUAUCUAAGAUUGGUGAAGAACAAACACAUGAAGAUGCAGAAGAUGGUCCACCAGAGAUGUUAUUUGUUCAUGGUGGCCAUACUGCAAAAAUAUCUGAUUUUUGCUGGAAUCCAAAUGAACCUUGGGUUUUGUCUUCGGUAUCAGAAGAUAAUAUAAUGCAAGUUUGGCAAAUGUCGGAUAAUAUUUAUAAUGAUGAAGAAAAUGAUACACCUGCUCAUGAGCUAGAAAAAGAAAAUAACAUGUAA